This is a messenger RNA of Staurois parvus, 571 nucleotides long. The record is from the annotation of a GenBank genome assembly. NCBI's taxonomy places the organism in Eukaryota, Metazoa, Chordata, Amphibia, Anura, Ranidae.
GAAAACUUGAAGAAAAGGCUUCAAGAACUUCUGGAGACCUCUGCUAAAAGAGAGGAGGAAGUUGAACAAAAAAAUAAUGAGCUUACAAACCUAAGGAUACAUUUUUCCAAAUUACAAGAGGAGCUUGCAAGGAAAGAGUGUGAAAAUGAAGAAACCAUGAAAUGGCGCACUCUGUAUGAGGAGUUGUUCAAUAAAGUUAGACCCUUUCAGCAACAAUUGGACGCCUUUGAAGCUGAGAAAAAUGCCUUGCUUAAUGAGCGUGGAGCAGCACAGGAUGAACUGAACAAACUCAGUGAAGCAUAUGCAAAGCUGCUUGGUCAUCAGAAUCAAAAACAAAAGAUAAAGCAUGUUGUCAAACUCAAACAUGAAAAACAUUCAACUAAAACAGGAACUUGCAAGGGUGAGGUCUGAAUUGUCGAAAGAAAAGCAAAAUGAAAGGCGGCUACAGGCUCAGCUAAAUGAUUUGAGGGGAGUAAAGCAGUUUGAUCCAGACAAAGCUUUUCAGCAUGAUGUCAAAAGAAACAUUCACCAAAGAGCUCCAUUGAAAGAUGGGAACCGAAAUAUGUCCUGA